AUGUUUUCAGCAGAUAAUCUUCGCCAAGUCCCUAACAGCAGCUUGAUCGCAAGUGUUCCACUUCAACGCAAGAUGUCUUGGAGGUUAACUUUACGCGAGCAGCAGCAAGCUUUCGGAAACCAUCCCAUGGGCGAGAGUUCGCGAAUCCAUCUUGAAGGUGGAGACAAUGUGAAGGAGAGUGCAGCUACUAUUCUUGAUGCAGUUCGAGAUUUUGAAACCGAGAAUCAGCUUUUUGUUGCUUAUGCUGAAAGUAAUGGCAGCGGCCAUCGUCAGAGCAAGAGGCCAAGGACCAACAUGAUAAUAAUUGAGAUUGCCAGAGCUUCUUCCAACAGUUCCUGCUCGAAUGGGAGGUCUUUUACUGGAAAACUCGAGAACCCGAUCGAUGGUCUAAUUUUGGGGGAUCGUGGUAGCGUAGGUUACUUGCAAUGCCACUUCAAAGAAACCGAUUGUGCUCUUCCGCUAUUGGAAAAGAUGACGGAGAAAGAGGCUUAUCUCGAUAUGGCAAUGGAAAAUGCGAGUGCUAUGGAAGCGAACAACAAGUAUGUGGUGAUUGUCGAGCAGCGAAUGAAGGAUACUGCUCCAGCUGACAUGAGAAGUACCAUCAGCAAGCUGACAAGCGAGCAGAACAAAGAUCUUGUUACCGUAAAUGACAACUCGCUUCGUCUCACAGCUCAUGCAACUUACCAUCAGCUUUCUAUGAAGGUGCUGGAGCUUGAUGCAGAGGCUAAGGCCAAGGCUGUUUCUGAUUUCUCAUUGGGGAAGUUCAAGAUGCUGCAGCUGUCCGAAGGAUCAGUCCUUAUGGAGAUUAACAAGAUUACGCAUGCACCAAAGGGGUUGUAUCAGUUUGGGAUUAACAUUUCAUUGGUUAGUGCUUCUCUUGGUGGUCAGUCCCUGAUACGGGUUGGGUACGCGGCCGAAGCUGAGAAGGACAAGGAGAACGUUGGAGUAGAUGGUUGA
Microthlaspi erraticum is the source of this 957-nucleotide messenger RNA. NCBI's taxonomy places the organism in Eukaryota, Viridiplantae, Streptophyta, Magnoliopsida, Brassicales, Brassicaceae. The record is from the annotation of a GenBank genome assembly.